Molecule: messenger RNA, 2134 nt
Organism: Hibiscus syriacus
Lineage: Eukaryota; Viridiplantae; Streptophyta; Magnoliopsida; Malvales; Malvaceae
Product: DEAD-box ATP-dependent RNA helicase 51-like
Exons: 12
Coding region: 87-1934 (615 amino acids)
Biological process (GO): maturation of LSU-rRNA from tricistronic rRNA transcript (SSU-rRNA, 5.8S rRNA, LSU-rRNA)
Cellular component (GO): nucleolus
Molecular function (GO): nucleic acid binding; RNA helicase activity; ATP binding
Source: RefSeq, a predicted model, not a curated record
AUAUCAAGUCGCAGCAACCCCAGAAGAAGCUAAGAAGCCUAGAACUCCUAAAUUUUUUGGUCAAUCUUAGUCUGGGUUCAUCAACAAUGGCGGUGACAGAAGAGAAAACCCCCAAAUCUCCCUCUCUUGAAGAUAGCAAGAAGAAAAUGAAGCGAAAGCGAAACCGAGUUAAGAGUUUGGAGCCCAAAAACCCUGAUAACAACACGGAUAGAGAAGGAGAAGGAGAAGAAGAAGCAAAUGAAGAACUUGAAGAGGAUGAAGUACACGCGAGAGAAGUUGAAGUUGACGCGAAAAAGAAAGAGAAGAAGAAGAGGAAGAAAAAGAAGAAGGUGAAGGGUGAAGAUGAUGAGAAACUAUUAGGAAAGCAAACUGAUGACGGAGAAGAAGAAAAGGAAACUAAUGAAGAAGGAGAGAAGGAAAAGGGGAGAAUACAGGAUGGGGGAAGUGGGAUAAUGAGCAUCGAGUCAUUUGAGUCCGUAGGAUUGUCUGAAUCAACUUUUAAGGCUAUCAAAGAAAUGGGUUUUCAGUAUAUGACUCAGAUUCAAGCCAGAGCAAUUCCACCACUUAUGAUUGGCAAAAAUGUUCUUGGGGCUGCAAGGACGGGUUCUGGGAAAACCCUUGCAUUCUUGGUACCUGCUGUUGAGUUGUUAUAUAAUGUCCGAUUCACUCCCCGUAAUGGAACAGGUGUUAUUGUUAUUUGUCCCACAAGGGAGCUUGCCAUUCAGACUCAUGCAGUAGCAAAGGAUCUUCUCAAAUACCACUCUCAAACCCUUGGAUUAGUUAUUGGUGGUUCAGCCAGAAGAGGAGAAGCGGAGCGGAUUGUUAAGGGAGUAAAUUUGUUAGUGGCUACUCCUGGUCGGCUUCUUGACCAUCUUCAAAAUACGAAGGGAUUCAUUUAUAAAAAUCUGAAGUGUCUUAUUAUUGAUGAAGCCGACAGGAUAUUGGAAGCGAACUUUGAGGAAGAAAUGAAACAAAUUAUCAAGCAUCUUCCUAAGGAAAACAGGCAAACAGCUUUAUUUUCAGCUACCCAAACUAAGAAGGUUGAGGACCUUGCUCGUUUGUCAUUUCAGACAAGUCCUAUUUAUAUUGAUGUAGAUGAUGGGAGAAAGAAGGUCACCAAUGAAGGUCUGCAGCAAGGCUAUUGUGUUGUGCAUAGUUCCAAAAGAUUUAUCCUUUUGUAUUCAUUUUUGAAGAGGAAUCUGUCCAAGAAAGUGAUGGUCUUUUUCUCUUCUUGCAACUCAGUCACGUUUCAUGCUGAACUUCUUAGAUAUAUUCAUGUGGAUUGCCUUGAUAUCCAUGGAAAGCAGAAUCAGCAAAAGCGAACCACUACCUUCUUUGACUUCUGCAAAGCAGAAAAGGGAAUUUUGCUUAGCACUGAUGUUGCUGCUCGUGGACUUGAUAUUCCUGCUGUGGAUUGGAUUCUGCAGUAUGAUCCUCCUGAUGAACCCAAGGAAUAUAUUCAUAGGGUUGGUCGAACUGCCCGUGGGGAAGGUGCAAAAGGAAAUGCUCUUCUUUUCCUGAUCCCCGAGGAACUGCAAUUUCUUCGCUAUCUCAAGGCUGCGAAAGUCCCAGUUAAGGAAUACGAAUUUGAUCAGAAAAAGCUGGCGAAUGUGCACUCUCAUCUGGAGAAAUUGGUGGCGAACAACUAUUAUCUAAACAAGUCAGCUAAAGAUGCGUAUCGAUCUUACAUUCUAGCAUACAAUUCACACUCGAUGAAAGAUAUAUUUAAUGUGCAUCGCCUUGAUCUGCAGGCUGUUGCUGCAUCCUUCUGUUUUUCAUGCCCUCCGAAGGUUAAUCUGAACAUAGACAGCAAUGCAUCCAAGUUUAGAAAGAAAAUGCGUAAAGUUGAAGGAGCACGGAACAAUUUCAGCGAAAGCAAUCCGUAUGGGAGGCAGAUAAGUGAAGAGGAUAAACGGCAUCUUGUAAGGUUUUAAUGAAUUGAAUGCAGGGGUCUGCUACAAUUUUGAAUCUGUACAAUUUGUUCUUGAAAGAAAAUGCUAAUCAGCUGAGGAUUUAGAUGCAAGUUUUGAUGUGCUUACAAUGAAUGUUGAGAUCCUUGGUUGGAGGCUGAAUCACUGUUGUUUACUUUGAAUUUAAAUUUUAAUUAAAGAAUUAACGGAAUGGUUAAUAGACA